UGGCGUGUAUAGUUAAUAUCUUGGUUAGUUCAGUUUGAAAAAAAAAAAAAGUUUACUUAUCGGCGGUUCGUGUUUUUGGUGCUUAAUGAGUUACUAACUUUUAUUUUGUAAAAGCAACAGCGCAGUGCAAAAGUUGAUAUGUGAUGUGUGUGUGAUGUGUCAGACUUAUCUUCGAAAGAAAUGUAAAUUCUGAAGGUUCACUUUGUUGGAUAGGAAUAUGCCAACUAAAGCAUCCAAGAAAGUUGUUGGAAUGAUUAUAAGGAGCAGAAAAACAAUAAUGAAGGAUGGCGUAAUGACGACUUCAGGAAUUGGAGAGCCCAGCAUAUACCAUGCCCUUGUUGUCAUAUUUCUGGAAUUCUUUGCAUGGGGACUUUUGACUAUGCCCAUUAUUUCUGUUCUCAAUGAAACAUUUCCAGAUCACACAUUCCUUAUGAAUGGACUAAUUAUGGGAAUUAAGGGGUUUCUGUCUUUUCUAAGUGCACCAUUAAUCGGUGCACUGUCUGAUGUUUGGGGCCGGAAGUUUUUCCUAUUAAUAACAGUAUUUUUUACCUGUGCACCAAUACCACUGAUGACUAUCAACACAUGGUGGUUUUUUGCCAUGAUCAGCAUAUCAGGGGUUUUUGCUGUAACGUUCUCGGUCGUGUUUGCCUAUGUUGCGGAUGUUACAGAAGAGCAUGAACGAAGUCUUGCUUAUGGCCUUGUUUCUGCAACAUUUGCAGCAAGUAUGGUUAUCAGCCCAGCAUUGGGAGCGUAUAUGAUGGAUGCCUACAGUGAAAAUUUAGUUGUUGCAUUGGCCACAGCAAUAGCUAUACUUGAUGUAUUUUUUAUUCUUGUGGCUGUUCCUGAAUCCCUUCCAGAAAAAGUCCGACCAUCAUCGUGGGGUGCACCUAUUUCUUGGGAACAAGCUGAUCCAUUUGCAGCACUUCGUAAGGUUGGCAAGGACCACACCAUACUUAUGCUGUGUGUGACAGUGUUUUUAUCGUACUUACCUGAAGCUGGACAGUAUUCAUGCAUUUUUGUUUAUCUCAAAUUGGUGAUGGAUUUUAGUGUUGUAAUGGUCGCUGUCUUUAUUGCCACAGUGGGUAUACUGUCUGUUGGUGCGCAGAUCAUUUUAGGAUUCCUAAUGCGUUCUUUGGGCAGUAAGCACACAAUUAUUGUUGGUCUUGUGUUUGAAAUGUUGCAACUAAUGUGGUAUGGAUUCGGCUCACAAACAUGGAUGAUGUGGGCCGCUGGGGUCCUGGCUUCAAUCUCUAGCAUCACAUAUCCUGCUAUUAGUGCCUUUGUAUCAAUGCAUUCUGAUGCAGACAAACAAGGGUUAGUACAAGGAAUGGUAACUGGAAUGAGAGGGCUCUGUAAUGGCCUCGGACCUGCUAUGUUUGGUGUAAUAUUCUACCUCUUUCAUGUUGACUUAAAUGAAGAUCCUUCAAAAAUAAGAUCUGAACGUCCUAUUAAUUUGGGAGAUAAUGGUACCACAGGACAGAUGCACGAUUCUUUACAACCUUUGGUUCCUGGUCCACCAUUUGUUUUUGGUUCCUUUUUGGUGAUCUGUGCUUUGCUGGUAGCAGUUUUCAUUCCUGAAGGCAACUCUAUGGGUUCCAACCUUCGAACUAAUUCACGGAGACAAUCUGGUCUCUCAAUGGAGGUGCAUUAUGAAGUAGAGCGUAGCAAAAAGCACGAUGGAGUGAGUCCUCUGUCACCACUUGUUGACAAUUCUGCCAUCCUGUAGCAUAAGUGAAA
Molecule: messenger RNA, 1737 nt
Organism: Schistocerca americana (American grasshopper)
Lineage: Eukaryota; Metazoa; Arthropoda; Insecta; Orthoptera; Acrididae
Product: hippocampus abundant transcript 1 protein
Exons: 12
Coding region: 218-1726 (502 amino acids)
Biological process (GO): transmembrane transport
Cellular component (GO): membrane
Molecular function (GO): transmembrane transporter activity
Source: RefSeq, a predicted model, not a curated record